Exaiptasia diaphana is the source of this 1764-nucleotide messenger RNA. RefSeq names its product branched-chain-amino-acid aminotransferase. Gene Ontology annotation, cellular component: mitochondrion. Lineage: Eukaryota; Metazoa; Cnidaria; Anthozoa; Actiniaria; Aiptasiidae. Gene Ontology annotation, biological process: L-leucine biosynthetic process; L-valine biosynthetic process. Gene Ontology annotation, molecular function: branched-chain-amino-acid:2-oxoglutarate transaminase activity. The record is from RefSeq and is a predicted model, not a curated record.
AUCAAAAUGGCGGCUCGAUUUGGUUUACACCGAUUCAAUACAUUCAGCGUAAAUCCCUUGUUUUUGAGACGAGUUCUGCUGAAUGAAAGACUUGCUGCAGGAUCCUUUGUUCGUCACCAGUCCUCCUACCAAGAUGUUCAGGCGAAUCAACUCAUUAUAGAAAAAACUUCUAAACCAAAACCCAAACCAGACAACAAUACACUUGUCUUUGGCAAGGAGUUUAGUGACCAUGCAUUGAUGAUUGAGUGGACGGCAACAGGAGGAUGGGCUACACCUAAAGUAGUACCAUAUGGCACGAUGCAGUUAUCUCCAGCAACGUCUGCAUUGCAUUAUGGUCUUGAGUGUUUUGAAGGAAUGAAGGCUUACCGUGGAGUGGACAAUAAGAUAAGAUUGUUCAGACCAAUGGAGAAUAUGAAAAGAAUGAACCACUCAGCCUCAAGGGCCAGUCUUCCUAGAAAGAGCUUGUCACGCCACCGCUGAAUGGUCUCAUUUUGCCUGGAGUGACUCGAAGCUCAUUAUUAGCACUUGGUAAAAAGUGGGAUGAGUUCCAGGUCACAGAACGAGAGUUCAACAUGAAGGAUUUGUUGAAGGCUGUCAACGAGAACAGGGUUCUAGAGAUGUUUGGUUCAGGGACGGCGUGUGUUGUAUGCCCAAUCAAUCGAAUUUUCUACCAAGGAAAGAAUAUAAUGAUCCCGACGAUGGAAAAUUUGGAUGUCACUAAACGACUUUAUGAUGAACUUACUGGAAUUCAGUAUGGCCGACUUGACGGACCAGAAGGAUGGAUWGUCGAGGUCGACUAAGACGAAAGCCAAAAUCUUUCUUCGGUCCUUGAAAUGUGUCAACUAUAAUYUAAUCAAACUAGGUAAACUAUAAGCAAAAGUCAGAAUUUUUAAUUCAAAGAUAUUUAUUACUUUCUUCGCAAAGCCCAUUUUCGCAARAAGAAAUGGAAAGUGUGAAGAYACGUGCGGCGCACCAAAAAUGGCGGSAAAAUUACCGCUGACAGAUUUUAAGGAUAAAAACAGCACGAAGAAAAUUUUAACUUACUCUAAUAACUAGUGCUUUUGAAUAAAACUUCUUGUAKUUAACCUUCUUGAUGUAUUGCUAAGCAAAAGAAAACCGGUUUGGGAUUWUAAAUUCGCCAAAACRGAAAGACUUGCAGGCUCGCUUUGACGCUUGCCUWACAUACCAAUUUGUACAGUARGCAAAGGUUGCACAGUGAAAAUCGAUUUUUAUUGUAAUAGGCUGUAGGCUUUCUUUACGCGACGCAACUCCUGUUACGUUUAACGUUAACAUUAACAUGAUCUGAUGAAGGGUACACAGUUUAUAGCGCAAAUUUGCCAUAGCGCAAGUUAAGUUGCGGACUUGAUUUACGCGACGCAAUUCUUUUAUGUAUGACGCAGGAAUCGUUUAUAACACGUAGAGUAAGCGUUUUAUAGUGUAAAUCGACGUUUGCGUAAGUGAAGUUGCGAACUUGAUUUACGCGACGCAAUUCUUGUUUUAUAUAUGACGCAAGAAUCAUAUAUCGCAUGUAGAGUCAACCGUUUUGCAGUGUAAAUCGACGUUUACGUAAGUGAAGUUGCGGACUUGAUGUACGCGACGCAAUUCUCGUAUAUAUGACGCAAGAAUCAUAUAUCGCAUGUAAAGUGAACUUUUCGCAGUGUAAAUUGACGUUAACGUAAGUGAAGUUGCGAACUUGAUUUACGAUACGCAAUCUGUCUGAUAUGUACACGUAAACAUUAAAUGCGACGUAUUUAGGGUACCCGU